AUGGAGACCGAGAAGAAUAACAAAGAGGUAGGUCUGAAACACCUAGGGUUCGUUAGAAUCGCGGCGAUCCACGCUCUCGUUUGCGUCUCGAGUCUCUACGAAUACGCGAAACAAAACUCCGGCCCUCUCAAACCCGCCGUCGGUAAAGUCGAAGGAGCCGUCACCGCCGUCGUCACCCCCGUCUUCAACAAACUCAAAGACGUUCCCGAUACUCUCCUCGUCUUCCUAGAUCACAAGGUCGGUGAAGUUUCGUACAAGUUUGAUAAGGAUGCUCCUCCAAUGGCUAAGAAAGUGGCGAGUACAGCGAGUGUUUUGAUCCACAAGGCAACGGAGAAGACUCAAGGGUUUGUGAAAGAGGCACGUACCGGUGGACCAAAAGCUGCCUUUGUCUACGCUGCGAAUGAGUACAAGUGCUUGGUUGUGACUUGCUCUGUGAAAGUCUGGGCUAAACUCAACCAGUACAAGCCAAUCCAUGCGGUUGGGGACAAGGCUUUGCCUGUUGUUGCACAUUAUUCCACUGUGUAUAAUGAUUUGGUGACGGAUAUGUCGCAGAUGGGUUAUCCUGUGGUUGGUUAUCUUCCUUUGGUCCCUGUUGAUGAUAUUGUCAAGGCUUAUGCAAAGGAAGAUGCAGCUGCAAGUAAGAAAGGAGAUGCUGCUACUGCUGAUGGGAAUAAAUCUUCGUCUGAUUCUGAUUCGGAUUGA
This is a messenger RNA of Microthlaspi erraticum, 702 nucleotides long. The record is from the annotation of a GenBank genome assembly. Lineage: Eukaryota; Viridiplantae; Streptophyta; Magnoliopsida; Brassicales; Brassicaceae.